Molecule: messenger RNA, 2736 nt
Organism: Homarus americanus (American lobster)
Lineage: Eukaryota; Metazoa; Arthropoda; Malacostraca; Decapoda; Nephropidae
Product: AN1-type zinc finger protein 1-like
Exons: 5
Coding region: 267-1070 (267 amino acids)
Biological process (GO): protein targeting to ER; proteasome-mediated ubiquitin-dependent protein catabolic process
Cellular component (GO): cytoplasm; endoplasmic reticulum
Molecular function (GO): zinc ion binding
Source: RefSeq, a predicted model, not a curated record
CUAAUUAAUUUGAUUGUAAACUCACCUCUGUGGCUUUGUCUCAUUAUGUAUACAAUACUGUACUGUACAGUAAUAAUUUAAUAUUUUUAUUCUUGGUUGUAUUGUACUGUAUUCUAUAGUUGUCAUACCAAAUCAAAGUUGAUUGAUUCAUUAUUGUACUUAAAAAUUACCAAGAUUAUACAACAUUAUAGAGAACAUUAUAUAUAAAGUAACUUAUAAAUACACUUGCACAGUAGAGUACUACUGUACUGUAAUAGAGAAAAAUAAUGGAGUUUCCAGGCUUAGGCAAAAACUGUGGAGAGACAUCAUGCCAGCAACUAGAUUUUCUUCCAAUUAAGUGUCACUUUUGUAACAACAGUUUCUGUAAGGAUCAUUUCUUGCCUGAACACCAUCAAUGUACUGGGGAUUACAACAAAAUCAAGCAACAGGUGUCAGAGGAUGUUAACUACAGGUACCCUUGCAGUCAUCCAGGUUGUAAUAAUGGCGAACUAGCACCAGUGAUUUGUACCGGCUGUUCCAAUAACUUUUGCCUCACCCACAGACAUCAGGUUGAUCAUGUAUGUCCAGCUUACAAGCCUCCAGAAAAUGCGAUGGCUGAAGCAGCUGUUAAAAUUCAGCAAAUUACCGACCGUCUAGACGCAACACCUGCUAAGAAAGGACAAGGCAGAAAGUCUGACAAGCUGUCAGCUAAGGUGCAGUUGAUGAAGUUGAAGCAGAAGUCAUCUGGGGAUGAGAGCUUGCCACGGGAGGAGAGGCUUUAUCUUAUGGUUCUCUUCCCAAUGGAGUGUAAAACUGUGGCACAACCACUAUUUUUUUCUCAUCAGUGGACAGUUGGGAGAGCGAUUGAUGCUGCUGCUACCAUUGCAAAGAUCACAAACCGUAACAAUAUUUUGGGUGCAGACAAACUGAUGUUCUUUCAUGCAAGUGAUGGAAAUCGUCUUGGCUCCAUGGACCAAACACUGAAAUCACUCCUUGAGAAGCAGCAUCUCUAUAAUGGACAGACUGUUAUAUUGGAGUACACACCACAAGACAAAGAUUAUUUACCAACUUUCAACAAUUACAAAGCAUGAGUAAAUUUUCCUAAGCAAAUGUUUAAGUUUUGUUUUUGUUUUAUCAUUAAUCAAAAGUGUAAUUUAACAAUGGCAUUGCAACUUGACUGAAGGUAGGAUUUAACAUAAAGGCUUAAGGUGUUGGCAGCAACUCAAUAGUUUUCAGUGAGUGUGGAAGGUGGCUACUGUGCACAAGAGAUGAAAUGGUGCAAGAUGCUACUGACUUUAAAUGUCCUGUAUACACAGAUGACUAUGUGUCCUUAGCAAGACUGGAGAAGCUCAAGUUAGGGGAUAUAUCCUUGGAUUGUGUCUGUUACUUGGAUGACAUGAUCAGUGCCAUUGGGGGUGCUGAAGCCAGCUCAGUUGCAGAUGGACCUUCUCUUCGAGGGAAAGGAGAUUAGUAUAAGUCAGUUUUCCUAUAAUGUGGUAGUUGUGUUCCUGAAAACACAACGUUAUAGAAAAAAUGCAUUGUAGUAACCAUUGAUUCAAUGGGAAUUAAUGGGUUAGAGGGCAGUAGGUACGAGUACAUCAACGUGACUGACUUGGGUCCCACUUCCACUUUCAUAGAAUUAUUGUUAAUUUUUGUGUUGUUUUAUAAUAACUGUGUUUUAGUUUAAUAAUAUUAAUUAUUAAUACCAUGAAAACAGGUAAAAAUGCUUGUUACAGUAUGUUGCUGUGCAAUAGAAAACAGCUGUGAAGGAGAGUGAAGAACAAACAUGGUGAAAUACAGUAAUACAUAGUGGGGUGUGACUUGGUUAGCAGCUUUCAAUGAUAAAACCCUAAAAAAAAUAUAUAUAAUAAUAAUAAUAAUAAUAAUAUCCAGAAGAAUUGUAAAUAAACUUAAAAGAAUGUUUUAAUACUCUACCACAAGAAGAAAAGAUGGUGUUUGAGACAAGUGGUGGAGGAGAUGAGGGUUCAUACCACUUGAUCACAUCUAAUUUUUUUUUCAAGAAUACAGCAUGCCUUUAAAAUUCUCGGAUCUCGAUUAUUUGCAGAUGACACCCUGGAUGUACCCAAGAAUGUCUAAGGGUAGUUUUAAAGUUGCUGGCAUUUUUGCGGCCGGGACAGGGCGCCAUUCGUUCUAGAGAUAGUAAUUUCUUUUACCAGUAUUGUAUAUGUGUGUGUGUGUGUGUGUGUGUAGACACACACACAAAAAACACAUACAAAUAAAUAAUAAUGGGAAAAUCCUCUCACAAAUAAUCAGAAACUCUGUGCUUUGUUAUCAAAGUUAUAACAAAGCACACACACACACACUACAGGUAAAAGAAAUAAUUGUCCUAAGGGCAAACACAUAAAGGGAAUGUACAUUUCUUUGUACACAAGUAAAAAUGUACCCCCCCCCCCUUCCUGGUCAGCAAAUGUUAUUCGCGGAUUUGGCGAUUUGCGGCCAUUUUGAGAACCUAACUCCUGCGAAUUUUUAGGGCCUGCUGUAAUAGUUUUCCUUCAUUUAACGUCACUUCGACUAGAAUGCCCUCACACCCUUGUCUUGUAUUGUAAUUAAAAGUAAUAAAUUUGAUACAGUACUUGUGUAGUACGUACUAAGAUAUAGCACAGACCGCGACAACAAGUUGUCUAAUGCGUAUGAAAGAUAAGCUUAGAAUAUAAUUUAAGUUUAUACUACUAUAUGUAUGGUUCUGGUGAUUGUUUGUGUUCAUUGUACGUACAAUAUAUAUAUUGUACAUGCAAA